Molecule: messenger RNA, 658 nt
Organism: Rubroshorea leprosula
Lineage: Eukaryota; Viridiplantae; Streptophyta; Magnoliopsida; Malvales; Dipterocarpaceae
Source: the annotation of a GenBank genome assembly
CGAGCGACUGAAGGAUACGUUAGAGUCAAAAACAAGCAGCGUAUCGUAGUAGGUCAAAAAGUUUGAGGAAUCACCACUGAUAAAUCCUUGUCUAGACAAUGAACUGGACCUCUGGGGGAACGUAUGAAGUUCAGGAUUUAUGUGAUGAAGGUAAUUAGUUAGAGUAAAUAUGCAGAAGUAACCUCUAUUUCAUAAUAAAAACAAAGAAAUUCAUAUUUUCAUUCGCACAGUAUUGUGAAAAUUUUGUUGAAAUUCUAUGGGCCUCUUCAUGAUAUAAGAGAAAUUGUUAACAUUUGACUUUGUUCUGUGAAUUUUUGCCUGCUGGCCAGUGAUGGUUUGUGGAUUAGCUAUGGCAUUUUGUGAUAGGAAACAAAGCUGAAGUUGUUUCUGCAGAAUGUUGGAGUCACAAUUGUGGCUUUUAAUAUCUGGAGGUUUUCUUGGAGAAAAAUCUAGAAAGAAGUCACACAAAAUUAUUAAAGCUCAUAAUUUUAUGGAGAAAACAUUUGCUUUUUUUGAAGAUGACCGGGAGAAGCGGUAAAAACUUGUUCAAGUAUGUGUCUUUGCUUUUCAAAUACAUUUUAAGCAGCUCUUAGGGAUUAUAUAUGCAUAUCAAUGAGGAUAAUCUUGCUUUAAAAUUUCAUAAACAUUCUGAAAAUGA